AUGAGCGGCUCCAGGGCGCGGGCGGCGGCGGGACCCGACAAGAAGCCGCCGCCGGGGAGCGGGGGGGCCCUGAGCCGUUUGCGGGGGCGACGCGGGUCGGCGGACGCAGCCCCGCGGAGCGGAGCGCCGUGGACCGAAUCCGAACUGCUGGAGCUGGAGACCGUCCGGCCCGAGCACGUCCUGGGGCUGUGCCGGGUGACGGAGAACUAUUUGUGCAAACCCGAGGAUAACAUUUAUAACAUCGACUUCACCAGGUUCAAGAUCCGAGACCUGGAGACGGGGACGGUGCUGUUCGAAAUCGCCAAGCCAUCUGCUGCAGAGCAAGACAACGAGGAUGAAGAUGACAGCAGCGAACUGGACAGCAGUGCAGGCCGCUUUGUUCGUUACCAGUUCACCCCAGCAUUUCUUCGUCUUCGGACUGUUGGUGCAACAGUGGAGUUUACAGUGGGAGAAAAGCCAGUGUCAAACUUCCGAAUGAUUGAGAGGCAUUACUUCCGAGAUCGCUUGCUGAAGAACUUUGACUUUGAUUUUGGCUUCUGCAUCCCCAGUAGCAGGAACACAUGUGAGCACAUCUACGAGUUCCCUCAGCUCUCAGAAGAUCUCAUCCGUCUGAUGGUUGAAAACCCAUACGAGACCCGCUCAGACAGCUUUUACUUUGUGGACAACAAGUUGAUAAUGCACAACAAGGCCGAUUAUGCUUACAAUGGAGGACAGUAAUCAUGAUAUGGCUGCUGGAAGCUGUGCUGCCAUUAACCAUUCCAGAUGUCCAGGACUGGACUGGACUUGCUCUCUCAUGCAACAAGGCUUCCUGUCAAACCUUUUCUUCUUGCAUGAGGCUGAGCACAUGAAGCAAAGAAGACAGCUCGCAAAAGUAAAGGAAAUCUUCCUGCAACGCUUCACUAUCCCACACCCAUAACAUAUCCAGCCUCUGUCAUUCUCCAUUUCCGGAUGCCUUUUGGUACCCUGGUUAGGUUAUGGAUCAGAGGCACUGUUUAAAAAUGAUUGCUGUUACAAUUUUUAUAGCUUAGGUUGCACUUCUAGUGCUCCCGAUGUUUCACCUGUUGGGUGACUACUCUCUUCCAAGAGGUCAAAUUAUUUGGGUAAGCUAUUUCUUAGCAGGAAAAUUUGCUGCCUUGAGGUAGCCAGUGACAUCUGAAAAGCAGAUCUCUUCUUCAGUUGGAUAGAUCAUCUCUUUGGUGCCUAGUGGCUUAGUUUGUAGCAUGGGUGAGAUAGCUUUUAGGGUGCAUUCCAGUAUUCUCCAGUGGGAAAGAUAAAAUAAGAGACUAAUUCAGCUUCUGAGUUGUGCAGGAAUCUUCUCUUCCCCCUCCAGGUAUUUGAGCUGCUCUUGGGAAUGGUUUGGUCUGUGUUUUACCAGAGAUAUCGCUGGAGGUACGCAAUAGGAGAAAAAAGGGACCUUAUCCAGGUUGAUCAUUUAGUUGUUCCAAUAGCAUUUCUGUUUGAGCUUAUUCAAGCAAAUUGCUGAAUUUUGGAGCUCAAGGGUCGACCUUGGAGCUGAAGUUAAUCUCAGUGUAUUUAUCAUUUCUCAUUUCUACUGCUUCCCUUUGUGUAGGAUUUUUGGCUUUUACUACAGAAUGGACUGGUUUUGAACUGACAGCACAUUGUCAGCCUAGCUGGGGUGGAGGGGAGAUUUCAGUCUGGUGAGGUGUAGAGGAAGAAGGGAGAAUGUGGAAAAAUCACUUGAAAAACAUGUAGGGAGCAAAGCUUCCUAGGCUUCAAUCUCUGUAUACAUCAUAAUGUUUUAAACCUGACUGUCAGAGGUGCUGGAAGGAGAGAUGGUGCUGUCACCAACUCACUUGCUUUCUUUCAGUUGAGGUACUAGCAGCUGAAACCUUCCCUGGUCAGAUUACUCAGUGUUACAGAGUGGGAUUCUUAAUGACCAAACUGUGAGAAUUAAUAUGAUGAUUCUUAAUUGUUUGAGAUCCUAUCACUGCUUUGUAUCCUUAGUUGCUUAUUUAUGUUUCAAGAUGUUCUUCUGCUGAGGUAGUUUCUGCCAGACCAAAGGGUGUCUUUUGCAGCAGCGCUUUGGGAUCUGGCAAUAGGAAAUAGCACCAUGCCCUGGGAAGUGGAGACCCCAUCCUCCCAGCAGCCGUGCUGGCGUCCAGCAGAACCUCAACUGGGAAAACCCUUUCCUGUGUAUUUUGCUGGCUCAAGAUGAGGAUUGUUUGCAUCCCCUCCCUGAGCUGAUCAGCCACCUCUGCUGCAAGUGGGAGCUAAGUUGUGUCUGGGCUGGAGACUUCGGCUAGUGUUAGUUCUGCUUGUUCACCUAGAGAGCUGAGAACCAACUCCUCAGCAGAUACAGUAUGAUUCAGUGUAGAUUAUUGCCUCAGCAGGAUUAAAUGAGGUGGGCAAUCACAGCCUUUUAAUGCGUAGAUAGCAAUAGGAAGCCACUGCCUUAACCUUGCAGAUUAACGAUGUAGGUUUGGUGCAGAGGAUUGGCGGGUGACGAGGUAAGCAGUGAGAGUAUGUGUGGUGGCAGUCCUGAAAGAAUCUCCAGCUCUUGGGAAGGAUUUUAAUUACGAUUAACCACAACAAACGACUUGUUCGGGUGGAGUAUUAAUCAUGAGCAACCACAACAGAUGUCUCGGGAAUGCAGAGGGGCGAGGUGUGUGUGGCUGAAAGAUGAAGGGCAGUUCUGCUCCAUUCGAUCCCUUCCAGCAUCUCCAUGGGCACUGGGGCAAUCUCAUUAGUUGUUUCAGAAUUAGCAAAGCUGCUCAUGAGGUGGAGCUCAAGCUGCCUCUUGCAGUGACUGCCUUCAGAUGGCCCCGUGCUGUGCUGGCAAGGGGAAAUUCAGUUGUGCUGCAGGAAUGGGCGGUGCUUGCAACCAGGCAGAGCAGCCUGGGAGGGUGUUUUCCAUCCUGGAGCAUUGUGAGAUACUCAGGGUCAGGUCUGAAGAGGCUGCCGGGUGUUUCCAGGACGUUGUAGCAUAUUGAGGUGAAUUUAUAUGUAGUAUUAAUCCAGGUGCCUUUUAACAUUCCUUUUACCUUUCUGUAUGAAGCAACCUCCUGCUUUUCUUACGAAUGUGACGAUUCUCUUCUGUUUUCUAUAUCACUGAGUAAAGAUACUUAAAAUGGAGACAGACCAUUGCCAGAGGAGCAGUGAGGACCGAGCCAGGGGACAACACAGCUGUGCAGGUCCGGUGUUCACAGGGCACUGGCUGCCAUCUGACUGGUGCUCUGAGAAGCAGAGAGCACUGCUGGGUGUGAGUGAGUUCAGGGCCCGUAGGAAAGGGGAUUUCUGUCUGAAGCAGUCAUUACCUCAGCCAGCAGGGAUGAGGAAAAAGCAUUGAGGCAAUGCUUUUCCAUUUAUAAAUGUAUUAUCUAUUCAGCAAUAAGUAAAGGAAGACCAAAGGAAAGCUGGGGGUUGUGCAGGCAGUACUGGCACUCCUCAGCUCCUGUAGAUAUCUGUUUGGCCAAAUUAGAAGGCCUUUGCCCACAAACAUGCUGCAGGAAAAAAGUCCCUCAAAGAAGGCACCCCAGCAUUAAAAAGACUUGAUUGUAACCACAAAGUCAGCGAUUUCCAACCUCAUCCUCGUGGCAGGGAUGGUGUCUGGUAAACGUGAUUCUAUGGAGCAU
This is a messenger RNA of Centrocercus urophasianus (Greater sage-grouse), 3593 nucleotides long. It is a transcript of the gene UNC119B, whose product is annotated as unc-119 lipid binding chaperone B. Gene Ontology annotation, biological process: cilium assembly; lipoprotein transport; nervous system development. Lineage: Eukaryota; Metazoa; Chordata; Aves; Galliformes; Phasianidae. Gene Ontology annotation, cellular component: cilium. The transcript has 5 exons. The coding region runs from base 1 to 717 and encodes 238 amino acids. Gene Ontology annotation, molecular function: lipid binding. The record is from RefSeq and is a predicted model, not a curated record.